CAAGAGGUGAAGAGGCAGUGAAAGGUGUCACUAACAUAAACUUUGCAGGAUUUAAAGGAAGAAAGAAAACAAAUCACAGAAAGAGUACAAUGGCUUGAAAGAGAGGAGGAACUGGAUAUAUUUCUUUCCCUGUAGGAGUCGAGGAGUUUCAAGAGGCCCUUUACCCUGUCUUUCAUCAUGGUGGACCUGUUCCUAGACCGAGUUCUGAUCGAGAACAACUGGGACCAAGAUGAACUCAACACGGAGCGCGAGAUCAUUGGGAUCCUUGAAAAUCGCAUCCUGUUGCUGUUCUUUGCAUCGGCAGAGUGUGAAAAGUGCCAGGAGUUCCUGCCUGUUCUGAACGACUUCUUUAAGAGACUGAAAGAUCCAGCGUACAUUGAAUACCCCAAACUGUUCGCGCUUGUCUUCAUCAGCUUGGACCAAUCAGAGAAGCAGCAGGAGCGAGUCCUCAAAGAGCUGCACAAAAGGGUUCUGUUUUUAGCCUUUGACGACCCAUAUGGGAAAGAACUGCAGGCCAUGUUCAAGGUAAGGGACGUACCAACAGUUGUGGUCCUUCGUCCAGACGGCUCCGUCCUCUCUCCAAACGCCGUGCAAGACAUCUGUCGUUACGGUUGCGACUGUUUCCGAGACUGGCAGGAAUCAGCGGAGGUCAUCGAGAGGACCUUCAUGCUCAACGAGCAGUUCGAGAACCUAAACAUGCGCACAGCCACUGACCCCGUGAAGAGACUCAAGUACAAGACGGAAGACGACAAGAGGAAAAAGAGAUGGUGGAACUUGUGGGGGAAGGGAAAAGAUGUGUAUGAAGUGGAGGAGGAGAAAGAUGGAGCAUUUGAUAGAAAGAGAAAGGAGGGAGAUAAAGCACCAUGGAGGAAAAGAUGAAGAGAAGGAAUCAAAGAAAAAAAAACAUAUAUGAAUACGUAUAAGAGGCAGAGGUUUUGGUGUUGGUUGUCAUAAGUCUUCAAGUAAAUACUUAAAUCCUGUGUUAAUGAUACUGCAGCCACUUUACAGGCUCUUGAAGAAACACUCAGAAAUACUUGCAAUGCCUGCAAUGGCAUGUGCAGGAGAAUUCUUAAAAAAUGCACACUGAAAAAAGCUCCUCUUUGCCGGAGGUAUUGGCAUGUAGAAGCAUAACUGUGCCUCUCUGCACAGGUGACACGAAAUUUGAAAAAAAUGAAGCUCUAGUUUAAGAAAUAUACCACAAUUACUUCUAACUAUUGAAUAUUUUAAUGUAGCCUACUAUCUAUAAUUAUUAUUAUUAUCCAGUCCAGUCUUAUACAUUGUCAAUUAAUGACUGAAAUUAACUAAGUGUGAGUCGUUACGUUUUCAGUCUCACAGCAAAUGUCAUUGUUCUCAUAAUGUAAUGUAGCCUUCAUAUACUGUGAAAACUGUACAAUAUUUGUAUAUUAACAGUGUUUAAAAUGACGACAUGUAGUGACAAAGGGGUUACUCUUGGUGACAGACCCCACCGUGCAGCUCUUUUUUGGACCUUUUAAGUGUAUUGUUUUUGACAAAGUGAUUCAGGUCACAUCCACUCCAUUUUCACUUUUCAGGCAGCUGAAAAGCAAGAUUAUUUUUCAGCAAAAAAUAAUCAGCAAAUAAUCAAAAAGAAGUUUGUUGCCUGCCCAACAACAAAUGGCAAAGGUUGGCAACUAUAGCUAUCAUGGGUGUAGUGCUAUUUGUUGAAGUAAUGGAGUGCAAAUGUGCAUCCCCAUGGUUCAGUUGUGGCUCGUUUCAAAAGUUAUGUAACCACAGUCCUCCCACAGUUACAAGUUUACAUACAUGAGUCAACUAUAACAUACAUCCUCAUCGCAACUUGUCAAAUACCGCCUCUUUGUCAGUGGGCCCACAUGUCAAAAUAUGAUGUGCCAGGUACCCUCCUGCGUCAGUUUUGGAUGUUUAGGGACAGUGUGUCAAUGCAUGCUUGUUAUAUGCAUUGUGUCUUUUCAGAACACACUUCCCUUUUCACAGGAAACGUACGGUUUCUGCUCAUCACAUGCAUACAGUCUUUUUCAAAAUAAAAUUACAGCAGGUGUAAAACACAUCGUUUUUAGGUUUAUUUCCUUAAGUUUAAACAAUAAAAACACGUGGUAAGGUUUAAUUAGAAACAUCAUGGUUUAGCUUAAAAUAAUUGCCGUUGUUACAAGCAUCAUGUAACAUCACGAGACAUGCAUCACCUCCGUUGCAUGCUACACAUACUAGCACACUACAUUGUUAUCAAAAUAACUUGACUGACUUUUGGUUUCACACAGGAAACAAACAGCGGUCUCCCAGGUGAAAGUCCGGAGUUUGUUUUACCAAUCCACCUCCACUCUCACACUACUAAACAUACUUUAUUGCUCUUUAUACUAUGCUAGUUGCCGGCAGCAUUGCAAAAUGCCGCUGUCCAGUGUGUUUUAUACUGCUGUGACGGGUGCCUGUGUGUGUCUAACGCCAACAUCACUGACAAAAAUGGUGGUAUUUGAUGAGCUGGGAGUGGGACCAGGCUGACUAUAAAUUUAAAAUGAAAGCAUGUUUUGUUGCCUCUUUAUCUUUACUAGUUAGGGUAUGUAUAGACAGAGAAAAAUUAAUUCAGUGUGCCACUAAAAGGCUACUGCUGCUACCGGCAACAUGUAAGCUGAAACAUUUUCUUGUAUGUUAUUUAAUGCAUAAGUUGAUGUCAUGAAUCAGUCAGCACAGCUAUGAUAACCAUCCCUUUCGUUUUUAUUGUCUCUCUUACAUAACAUAUGCUUUAGGGACUAUUGGAUCUUCAAGUGCUUCAAAAUGUCUAUGAAUUUCAGAUGAAUCAUGCAAACUGUGACUAUUGUAGCCUAUGUCCUCACUUGGAGAAAGAAAGUGUUGAAGCCUUGUUUCAGUGCACUCAGGCAGCACUACACCCCUGAUAGCUAGUAAAGAAAGUCACACAUCUUGCAGCUAAAAAGCCACAUAUUUUUCUCAUGGGUCGGUAGAGGCCAAACCAGAAAUAAAGGACAGUGAAGGCUGGACAUACAUUUAUCAGGAGAUAUUUCAAAUGAAUGAUAAUGUUGCUCCAUGUCUGUUUAAUUAAUGUUUAAAACUAAGAAGUUUGCCAAGUCAUGGUAAUAAUGUGCUACGGCUGUCUUUGUGGAGUUUUUAUGCCCCCGAGUGGCCAAAAAGAUGAUUGCAGCUCUGAACUAAAUUUAGGCGCUGGCGCCUGCUGGUGUUUUCAAAUCAAAAUUAAAAUUUUGUCAAGCACUGUGUGUCUAUUAUUUAUUUUUAGCAUUAUUUUGCCAUGUUAAAUAUGGCAUGUCUCUUGAGCUAAUUUCUAUUUUGUUAUUAAAUAUU
Molecule: messenger RNA, 3300 nt
Organism: Epinephelus moara (kelp grouper)
Lineage: Eukaryota; Metazoa; Chordata; Actinopteri; Perciformes; Serranidae
Product: nucleoredoxin-like protein 1
Exons: 4
Coding region: 178-879 (233 amino acids)
Biological process (GO): photoreceptor cell maintenance
Cellular component (GO): mitochondrion
Source: RefSeq, a predicted model, not a curated record